CACAUAUAUCACAUUAAGUAGUGAAAAAAAAUAUCCCAGUUUGUGUGGGGUUGUAGUUGUAACCAUAAAAUUCAAAUUAACCCAAGUAUUUCGGGUUGUACCCAUUUUCGUAUUCCACGUCAGCACAUCCGCAUUAUCUCCAGAACCAAAGAUUCUCAACCUUACACUGGAAUCGAUCACAGAGUUCACGAUAUUUUGGUUCACAAAAAACAGAGCAGAGAGAUUGUGAUGACGACAGUGACCACCAGCUUCGUCUCUUUCUCGCCGGCAUUGAUGAUUUUUCAGAAGAAAUCACGACGAUCCUCUCCAAAUUUCCGCAAUCGAUCCACGUCUCUUCCCAUAGUUUCAGCAACAUUAAGCCACAUAGAAGAAGCAGCCACAACAACAAAUCUCAUUCGACAGACGAAUUCCAUUUCGGAAUCGUUGCGUAACAUUUCUCUAGCAGAUUUAGAUCCAGGAACAGCGAAGCUCGCUAUUGGUAUCUUAGGUCCAGCUUUAUCAGCUUUUGGAUUUCUAUUCAUUUUGAGAAUCGUUAUGUCUUGGUACCCGAAACUUCCCGUUGACAAGUUUCCGUACGUUUUAGCUUACGCUCCGACAGAACCAAUCCUUGUUCAGACAAGGAAAGUGAUUCCACCACUUGCAGGUGUUGAUGUUACUCCUGUGGUUUGGUUUGGGCUUGUGAGUUUCCUUAGUGAGAUUUUGGUUGGUCCUCAAGGACUUCUUGUUCUUGUUUCUCAACAACAAGUUAAUUAGCUAAGAAUUGAAUCAUUUUGUUCUCAUUAUAGAGAAGUCUCCUUGUAGCAUACAAUGUUCCUACAUUACUCGCAAAUAUGAUUGUUUGGCUCU
Arabidopsis thaliana (thale cress) is the source of this 846-nucleotide messenger RNA. It is a transcript of the gene CCB3, whose product is annotated as cofactor assembly, complex C (B6F). Gene Ontology annotation, cellular component: chloroplast thylakoid membrane; membrane. Bases 229 to 753 code for a protein of 174 amino acids. The transcript has a single exon. The record is from RefSeq and is marked reviewed. Lineage: Eukaryota; Viridiplantae; Streptophyta; Magnoliopsida; Brassicales; Brassicaceae.